GCUCAGUAAGCCCAGUGACACCCACACACCACACACAGAAGGAGCUCCACCACUUUGAUAGAGGAAGAUGGCCGGCGCCUCCCCUAUCCUCCUGCUCUCAUUCCUCCUUGUUUCGAUGGCGGUGGCGGACCAGUGCCACGACGAUGACCAUGCCGCCUUGGUUGCCAUCGACAUCGCCAUGGGCAGCCCCUACCACUUCGCGUCUUGGACGCCCGACUCCGCCUGCUGCGACUGGUAUGACGUCGACUGUGAUGCCGACACGGGCCGCGUCGUCGGCCUUCGUGUCUACCAGGACUCCAACAUGUCCGGCGCCAUCCCGGACGCCAUCGGCAACCUCACCUUCCUUGAGACCCUCACCCUCCACCACCUCCCGGCCAUCUCCGGUGUCAUCCCGGACUCCCUCGCCACGCUUUCCAACCUCUCGGAGCUCACAAUCUCCUACACGGGUGUGUCCGGCCCGGUGCCCUCCUUCCUCAGCACGCUCACCGCACUCACCCUCCUCGACCUCUCCUACAACUCCCUCACCGGCGCCAUCCCACCGUCCCUCGCCAACCUCAUCAGCCUCUCUAGUAUCAACCUCCGCCGCAACAGCCUCUCCGGCACCAUCCCGUCGCUCCUCUUGUCCAAGUCCCCCGACGGCGCCUACCUCCAGCUCUCCCACAACAACCUCUCCGGCGCCAUCCCGACUGAGUUCGCCGCUGUCAACUUCUCCUACGUCGACCUCUCCCGCAACGCCCUCUCCGGCGACGCCACCAGCCUCUUCGGCGCAGAGAAGGUCAUCCAGCACCUCGACGUGUCCCGCAACGCCCUCAACUUUGACCUCUCCGCCGUGGAGUUCCCGGAGCAGCUCACCUACGCCGACCUCAGCCACAACGCCAUCCGCGGCUCCAUCCCGGCGCAGGUGGCGACCCUGGCUGGCCUCCAGCAGUUCAACGUGAGCUUCAACAGGCUGUGCGGCGCCGUGCCCACCGGCGGCAACAUGUCCAGGUUCGACCGCUACAGCUACCUCCACAACAAGUGCCUUUGCGGCACGCCGCUCACCGCCUGCCGCCAGCGGCCCGUCGGCUACCUCCAUUAGAGCGUCUUCCAUCCAACGGUUCAAUCAAAGCCUCCAAAAUUAAGCCAUGAUGAUGAGAUGUGAUAUGAUGUGAGAUGAGCACGUAUGUACCAAUGGAGUGAUUAGUACGGUAACCACCGCAGUGUAAUGAUAAGUACCAGUACGUAUAUCAGUGGUAAUUAAACUGACCACUGAUUAAUUAUGCCCCUGAUGUUGUGGAGCUUCACGGAGCUAACGAAUGAAUGUACUCGAUAUUGCAACUUAUAUAUGCAUAAUAAUGGAUAUUGGAUAAAUA
Messenger RNA from Triticum aestivum (bread wheat), 1352 nucleotides. Its product is annotated as polygalacturonase inhibitor. The record is from RefSeq and is a predicted model, not a curated record. Gene Ontology annotation, molecular function: protein binding. The transcript has a single exon. Lineage: Eukaryota; Viridiplantae; Streptophyta; Magnoliopsida; Poales; Poaceae. Bases 68 to 1078 code for a protein of 336 amino acids.